UUUCUGUGUACCCAAAUUAACUGCCUGCGUGUCUAUUUAUGGGCUAAAGCCAUUUUUUGCAAUGCUACACUAAUACUAGAUAUUUUCACCAGAAAAAUGAAGGGUCCAUUGAGUGGGAUUAGGAAGGAUGUUGCUGCUAGAAUAUUUUGUUACAAGCAGGAUUGGAUUGACGGCUUUCGCACUGGAUUCGGCUCUUCCUGUCAUUGCCUUUGGAGAGCAGAUCAGCAGGGAAACUGAUGGGAGCUUGAGCACUGUGGAAACUCUUGCAUCGACGGCUAUCUGUGGCGUCAUACACUCGAUCAUAGGCGGACAACCACUGCUGAUACUAGGAGUUGCUGAGCCAACUAUGAUUAUGUAUUCUUUUCUCUACAAAUUUGCCAAAGGGAGACAAGAUUUGGGGCAGAAGCUCUUCUUGCCUUGGGCUGGAUGGGUUUGUGUUUGGACAUCUCUCUUCUUGUGUCUUCUUGCAAUCUUCAAUGCUGCUUCAAUCAUACACAAAUUCACCCGAAUCGCAGGGGAAACAUUCGGCAUGUUGAAAACUGUCCUCUUCAUCCAAGAAGCUAUCAAGGGAAUGGUGAGUGAGUUCAAGAUUCCAAAAGAUGAGGAUCCUAAUCUGGAAAAGUAUAAGUUUGAAUGGCUCUACACAAAUGGCUUGCUUGGCGUCAUCUUCUCGUUCGGCCUCCUAUACACUUCUUUAAAGAGCAGACGAGCACGAUCAUGGUGGUUUGGGACGGGCAGAUUCAGAAGCUUUGUUGCAGACUAUGGCGUGCCGUUGAUGGUCUUACUCUGGACUGCAGCAUCAUUCGCCAUACCUAAUCCCGUCUCAUCUAGAGUUCCUCGAAGAUUAUGUAGCCCUCUUCUAAUGGACUCACCCUCUCUUUACCACCGGACAGUGAUGAAGGACAUGCCUAAGGUUCCGAUGUUGUACAUAUUUGGUGCGUCGCUUCCGGCUAUAAUGAUAGUCGGGCUCUAUUUUUUUGACCACAGUGUCGCCUCACAGCUUGCUCAGCAGAAAGAAUUCAAUCUCAAGAAUCCAUCUGCUUAUCAUUACGAUAUCUUGUUGUUUGGUUUGAUGACUUUACUGUGUGGAUUGAUGGGACUGCCUCCUUCGAAUGGAGUGUUGCCGCAGUCUCCUAUGCAUACGAAAAGCUUAGCUGUUCUUCAGAAACAGAUCAUUAGGAGGAAGAUGGUUGAGUGCGCUAAACAAGGCAUUAAGCGCAAUGCGAACGCCUCUGAGAUCUAUGGAGAGAUGCAGGCUGUGUUCGUUGAAAUCGACAACUCUCCUGUUACCAACAACGUCUUCAAGGAGUUGGAGAAGUUGAAGGUUGUAGUGAUGAGGAUCGAAGAAGAACACGAAUCAAAAUGCAUAUCAAUGGUUGAAAAGCUUAUUGACAAGCACUUGCCUGUUCGUGUGAACGAGCAACGCCUGAGCAACUUGCUCCAAUCUCUCCUAGUCGGAGCAUUGGUAUGCAGCAUGCCCUUGAUCAAGCGAAUCCCAACAUCGGUUUUAUGGGGCUACUUUGCCUACAUGGCCAUCGAUAGCCUUCUCGGUAACCAAUUUUGGGAGAGGAUGGUCUUUCUCUUCGUUGCACCCAGUCGUAGAUACAUGGUUCUUGAACAAUUUCAUGCAUCCUAUGUUGAGACAGUGCCAUUUAGACACAUUGCGGCCUUCACUAUUUUCGAGUUCCUCUUCUUGAUUGUGUGUUUUGGAGUGACUUGGAUUCCGGUGGCCGGGGUUCUAUUCCCAUUACCCUUCUUCCUUCUCAUCGCCAUUCGGCAGCACUUGCUCCCGAAGAUUGUCCAGCCUCAGUAUCUUCGGGAGCUGGAUGCUGCCGAAUAUGAAGAAGUCGAGCCCUCAGCUUGUACUUGAGAGAAGUGGAGGUGCAUUUUCAAGUGAGUGAGCAAGUUGAGAUGGAAAUGUGUGAUGCUGAGAUAUUGGAUGAACUAACAACAAAUAUAGGAGAGCUCAAGGUUAGGAGUUAGCACUUGGAUCAUUAGCUUUAACGAGGAGGAUAAACGCUCUCAUGUUAAAUGAUCAAUCUAUAUUUUUAUGUUUUUAUAUUUUUCUUCUGAUGAAAAAAUCUGGAUAUUAGAUGAAAUAAAUAAUUUGUUGGAAACUGAAUUUGAAUUGUCUAAUUUUUUGUGAUGUUUUCAGUUGUUCAAAAUUUAAGUUUGCCAUUGUUAUAACUA
Messenger RNA from Salvia splendens (bonfire salvia), 2190 nucleotides. Its product is annotated as boron transporter 4-like. NCBI's taxonomy places the organism in Eukaryota, Viridiplantae, Streptophyta, Magnoliopsida, Lamiales, Lamiaceae. Gene Ontology annotation, biological process: monoatomic ion homeostasis; transmembrane transport; monoatomic anion transport. The record is from RefSeq and is a predicted model, not a curated record. The transcript has 10 exons. Bases 128 to 1870 code for a protein of 580 amino acids. Gene Ontology annotation, molecular function: solute:inorganic anion antiporter activity. Gene Ontology annotation, cellular component: plasma membrane.